Molecule: messenger RNA, 572 nt
Organism: Laetiporus sulphureus 93-53
Lineage: Eukaryota; Fungi; Basidiomycota; Agaricomycetes; Polyporales; Laetiporaceae
Exons: 3
Coding region: 133-441 (102 amino acids)
Source: RefSeq, a predicted model, not a curated record
CAUAGAUGUCGAGCUGCAUGUAUUUACGGGUGAACGGCAGGAGGCGAGAAGGGACGUGGUACCAGUGCACCAGCCAAAUAACUGCGCGAAUUUCGGGCAGCCGUCGUCCAGAUCGUGCGCUUGCUGGCAUGUAUGCAUUGGAUUGUUUUUGGAUGCGCUACUUCUGAUUGCUUCAAUGGCUUCAUGCAUGUAUGCGUCACAACUUGGGCUAUUCGGAGCAUGACGUCUCUCGAAGGUGCUUGUCGCUGUCAGUCUCGUGCACAUGAGGACCCUCUCGCCGUCGAAUGCGCUGACCCUUUUCCCCCCGACCCUGCACUCAGUCCGCCCGCAUGCUUGGGUUCAUUGGCCCAGCACUCUUCUCUCUCGCUGACGGUUUCAUGCGGCCUGCGUAUCGCCCAUUACUUGCAGCAUCUGGACUUGAUCGAACUCCGAGUGUACUAGUUCUAAUAGCCUAGUCGUCGAAUGCCUUGGCUCAGCACCUAAAUUGUCGAAUGCAUCCAAUCAGUUUGCGCUGACUGUUCGGAUGCACUCCCUUGGUUGCUUCACUACUUCCUCGUCUGAUUUCCUUUCCA